Molecule: messenger RNA, 1920 nt
Organism: Candidozyma duobushaemuli
Lineage: Eukaryota; Fungi; Ascomycota; Pichiomycetes; Serinales; Metschnikowiaceae
Gene: GYP5
Product: Gyp5p
Exons: 1
Coding region: 1-1920 (639 amino acids)
Source: RefSeq, a predicted model, not a curated record
AUGGGGAAAAAGGGAAAGAAGAAGACGCAGAGAAGUCAGGCCGAAAAUGGCGCCGCCAAUGCCGAAAAUCUGCCCGCGGCGACCAAUCAGGAGCUUUCCCUGACGGAAUCUCAAGAUGGUUCUGGGUCUCAAAAGGACAACGACGAGGAUGAAGACGAAUUCACCGAUACUCAGGAGCGUCAUGCCCCGGAGGAACCGGAAGAAGAGGUCAAGGAGGCGUCUGUUCCGCCAGGAGCUUUUCCAGAGAGCCCCAAGAAGGAAAAUAUCGAGGAGCCCAAAGAACAGGUAACCGAGGAGACUUCAAACGAAUUGCCUUCCAGGGACGGGAUAAGGACAGCAGUGGAAACAGGUAUACCCAGAUCUGCGGCUCCACCGUCCGAAGCGCCUUCGUCGUUGCUUGCAGCAAGGCAAAACGAGAUUAGUAUCAAAUUCGACUCCAAAGACGAAGCAGCACGUUCUGCGAUCGAGCUGGGCCGCCAGAGCAUCAAAAACACGUUCAAUGGCAUCAAGGCCACGAUUGGUUCAGCGCCCGAGCUUAUGGGUGGUGUCGAUAUCGAUUGGGAGUUUUGGGGCAGGGUUGUAGAGGACUAUGAUGAAUUGGUCAAAGACGAACCCCAGACGGUGCAGCGGGCCGUGGCGGACGGGAUCCCCAAGGAGUUUCGUGGCAUCAUCUGGCAGCUCGUGAGCCGCUCCAAGAACCUCCAGCUUGAGGAGCUCUACUUCCAUUUGAAGAACGAAACCUCCGUGCACGAGAGAGCCAUCAAGAGAGACUUGUCUCGUACAUCUUUCUUCACAAACGUCAACGCCGCCAACAAGGCCGACGAGUUGUUCAACGUGAUCAAAGUCUAUUCGCUUUUUGACCCUGACGUCGGGUACACUCAGGGUAUGGUGUUCAUAGUGGUACCGUUAGUGAUGAACAUGAACGAGGCCGAGUGCUUCUGCUUGCUUGUCACAUUGAUGAAGGACUACGGUCUUCGGGAGCUCUUCUGCCCGGAAAUGCAGGGCCUUCAUCUCUUGCUCCACCAGUUCGACCGUUUGCUCGAACAGUGCCUGCCGCUAUUAUACAACCACUUGGUGCGCCAGGGCAUCCGCCUGUCGAUGUAUGCCUCCCAAUGGUUCCUCACAUUCUUCAGCUAUAAAUUUCCGUUGGACGUGGUGUUGAGAAUCUUUGAUAUGGUGAUCACACAGGGUAUCGAGGCCGUGCUCCGCUUGGCGGUGAACUUAAUGUUGAGAAACGAAAGCAACCUCCUUCGACUCAACUUCGACGCCCUUCUCGAAUUUUUGAAGCUCAAUCUUUUUAAUAUUUAUGUCAGCGACGAAUUCGUGGCGUCGACAGAAAAACCGGAAAACAAGCGUUUUUCGCUUUUGGGCCGCAAGUCCACUACCAAGAGCGGGGCCAACUACUACAAGCUUGAUGCAUUUGUUAAGGAUGCCAUGCUUGUAGAGGUCUCACCUGCCGACAUCAACAGAUACAAGCUGGAGUUCGAGCUUCUAUGCGAGAAAGAUGCAGCCAGAACCAAGGAGAUCGAGGAGUACAGAACGAAGAAUGGUCAGUUACGCUACGAGAUCAAGCAACUCGAAACAGAGUUCUACACCAUCAACAAGGACCACAUGAGUGUGGUGCAGGAGUUGGUGAACACCAAGGUUGUGUUGCCAGAUGUCUACGGUGACAUCGAGGACCUAGAAGCACAAGCGAUCUCGCUAGAAAAAGACAUCAAAGAGCUUGAGGCGAAGGUCGAACAGCUGAGCUCGUCGCUCCCGCAGGACGUGGACUCGAAGAUUCAGGAUCUCUUGACGGAGAAUGCGAAGGAGACCGAGAGAUUUGCCGAACUUGAAGAGCAGUUCCACGAGUUGACGUUGCAGAACAGGGCUGUGGAUUCGGAGUUGAAGCAGAAGGGAGGCAAGAAAUGGUUUUGGUGA